GGGUUUGUUGCGGAGCGAAGGAAGAGCGGAUCAAGAUGCCGGCCACCGCGGGGCGAGUUCGCAUGCCCGCCAACAAUCGCGUGCACAGCAGCGCGGCGCUACAGACUCACGGGAUUUGGCAGAGCGCAAUCGGGUAUGAUCCCUACGCCCCGGAUCGCAAGGACCCCUCUGGCGGGGAGAGGGCGGCGCCGGUGCCGGCAGGAGAGAAUGCCUACGAUAGCUUCCAGGGAUUGCUGGCGCUUGCGAAGAUCCAGAGCGGUCAGGUUUCCAGCAGCGACGAGCCCCGCGGCGCCUGCCGGCGAUGCAAGCGAGUUGGGCAUCUACCAUUCCAGUGUAGGAAUUUCCUCGCGGUGGCCAAGGAGGACGUGGGCAAUGGGGCCGUGGCGGUGGAGGGCAACACCAAGGGCGGAAAGCGCGAAGAGACUCAUCCGGGGACCGACUCCGACAAGGGUAGUGACUCCGACGACGAUAGCGACUCGGACAGUGAUGUGGAUUCGGAGAUGGAGAGGGCGAUCGCGAAGAAGAUGUCAUCCUCGUCCCGGAAGAAGAAGCGCUACUCCUCGGAGGAGAAGGACGAUAGCUUGAGCAGUGACGAUUCGGAGGGUGAUAGGAAGCGCAAGAGACACCAUAGCCAUCGCAGCAAGAGCAGGAAAUCCAGCUCCAAGAGGAGCCGGAGGGACUACACGUCGACUGAUGACGACGAGAGCUCCCGGGAGAGGAGGAAGCGCCAUCACCGCAGCAAGAAAUCGUCAUCGUCGUCGAGCAAGAGGAGCCGCAAGGACCACUCGCGAAAGAAGGAGAGGGACAAGAAGCGAUCAUCCAAGUCGAGGAGAUCGCCCGAGGCUAGCGGUUGACGAACUAAAGUGGGAUUUCACGGAUCUCCCAACUUUCCACCAUCCAACUUGACAGGAAUUUAUAAGCGUCGAUCCAGAGGCUCGACGUUCAUGUACUAUGGAUGAACCAAGAAAGAAAAAAGAUACGGAAGCAAGCACUGUUCUUCAGUAUAGAUGUACUUUCGGUGAAAACUUUCGGUGAAAAAUAGCUAUUGUAAAAGUGUGGAAUCGCAGAAACUAUUGACAGUUUUUCCUUUGAA
Messenger RNA from Selaginella moellendorffii, 1093 nucleotides. Its product is annotated as CAX-interacting protein 4. The transcript has 2 exons. The record is from RefSeq and is a predicted model, not a curated record. Lineage: Eukaryota; Viridiplantae; Streptophyta; Lycopodiopsida; Selaginellales; Selaginellaceae. Bases 36 to 854 code for a protein of 272 amino acids.